AGAGAAAGCGAUCGUGUGCAGCUACCGUUGCUUUUCCAUCUUACACUGUUGGUAGUUUUCCUUUUUUUUCUCAUCAUCCGUUGGAAAUUAGGGUUUGGAGUACUUCGUUGAAGUUUGCCUCAUGCAUCAGAAUGGUUCAAGAUGGUGCGAAGUAUUGGUCCUUGAACUAAAUGAAUAUUAGGAUAUUAUAUCACUUGAAACACCGCUGAUGUCGCGAUUUGUUGGUUGUAUUCAACGGUGAGGGUUGCGAAAGUUUUUGCAAUUAGGUUGGGUGCAAUGCGCAAGCUGCUAUUGCUUCUGGGGCGACUUCGAAGUUCUUGCGUAUCUUUGGAGAAUCGCUUCUCGUCGAGGCUUGUGACAUCUCGGGACAGUGGAGGGUGUUUGGACUUCGCGGUUCUCCAGAACAGAGAUAGUCGUAAUUGCAAGUUUCUGGGUGUUAGGUAUGUCACGGGGAUAGCUGAUUUCGGCGAGAUUAUUCAGGAUCGUGGUGGAUUGGGCAAGGAGUUCGAUGAGAAAUUCCGUAGUGCGAGCCGUUCAAGUAGUACAUCCAAUUCAGUUGGUUUGAACGUGGUUCGAGAUCGUAAGGAGCAACAGCGUGCACCUAGAGGUACUUGGAAUUUGAUUUCCUGCAACGCUGCAAUUUCAAGGUUAGCGCAACAAGGCCGCCGUGGGGAGGCCCUUGCAUUUUUUUUCCGGAUGCAGGAUGAGCACGUGCGCCCUAACCGGGUAACAUUCUUGAGCCUCUUGAAAGCAUUUAGGGGUCCUGGAGACCUUGAAAGUGGCAGGCGCGUGCACAACUUUAUCCUCGAAAGACAGUUGGAGUCAGAUGUGCGUGUUGGGACCGCUCUUACUUGCAUGUAUUUUAGAUGUGGUAGCGCUCUAGAUGCACAUCGAGUUUUUAAAAGAGUUCAGAACCGGGACAUUAUUGUAUGGAAUGCCAUGAUCGAGGGCUACUGCCAGGCUGGUCUUCGUGACAAGGCUUUAGAAAUGUUCAAGGACAUGAAAAUUGCGGGUCUCGCGCCAGAUGUGGCCAGUUUUCUGAGUAUCCUGAAGUCGUGCAAUGGAUCAGUUCACUUGGAUGAUGGAAAACAGCUUCACAAGGCCAUCAUUGAAUCAGGGUUUGAGCUUAGCGUUCGUGUUCAGACAGCCCUUGUCAACAUGUAUUGUAGGUGUGAGAGUUUGCUGGAUGCUCGGAAAAUGUUUAACAAACUUCCCAGAAAAGAUAUAGGGCUGUGGACGACGAUGAUUGCUGGAUACGCUCAGACGGAUCACGGUGAGGAAGCUUUCGCACUAUUUCAAGCAAUGCGAGACACCGGCCUGCAACCCAAUAAGAUGACUUUUCUUGCUUUGCUCAAGGCAUGUACAAGGCCUGAAUUUUUGCAGAAGGGAAAAUGGUUGCACAACCAUAUUCGAUGUGCAGGGUUAGAUUCAGAUGAAAAAGUAGGUACGGCUCUUAUAAACGCCUACAGCAAAUGCCGUAGUUUGGUGGAUGCUCGAAAGGUGUUUGAUAAUCUAUGCACAAGGAAUGUCAUUUCUUGGACUGCGCUCAUUGCUGCGUAUUCUCGCAAUGAUCGUGCUGAGGAGGCACUGGACUUGUUCGAGCAGAUGAAACGAGAAGGGGUUCAGCCAAACGAGGUCACCAGGAACACGGUUGUUAAAGCAUGUGAUCGUUUGGGUGCUGUGUGAAGAUUGGGAGUUUAUGACAUGAGAGUCUUGCUCGCACCCAAAUUAUUGGAUACACUCAAUGAAGAACAAGGCCGGAGUCUGUAGGCCGUUAUGGCAAGGAGUUGAAGUUGGGCAGUCUUGGAAAUAAGGUUUGAAAUGGACUUCAGAGACGCCACUGCUGCAGACUCAUAGUAGACCAUCUAUUCUCUAGUGGCUCCAAUUGCUUUGUCUACAAUCCCCGAAAGCCCAGUACUUGUUUCCUCUUCUAUUGUACUUCAUUGACAUCUCUGCUUUAUACAAAGGCAUGUUGUACUACAGUGCAACAAGCCAGUGUAUAAAGCGGAGAUGGCACGAGGCAUGAACCUUCCUUUGUCCAUCAAUUUGCAAGUAGUAGGUUUGUGCAGGAACUAAUUUGAUGACGUUUAAUUCCCGAAGAUGAGCUGGCUUCGCGGUGAAUAUGUCUCGACAUAAACUGGAACUUGUUUUGAAAUUUCAAGGCUGCAUGUCAUUCUGCUUGUGAA
Molecule: messenger RNA, 2186 nt
Organism: Physcomitrium patens
Lineage: Eukaryota; Viridiplantae; Streptophyta; Bryopsida; Funariales; Funariaceae
Product: pentatricopeptide repeat-containing protein At2g33680
Biological process (GO): RNA modification
Cellular component (GO): intracellular membrane-bounded organelle
Molecular function (GO): protein binding; RNA binding
Source: RefSeq, a predicted model, not a curated record